Guillardia theta CCMP2712 is the source of this 1863-nucleotide messenger RNA. RefSeq lists its product as hypothetical. Gene Ontology annotation, molecular function: protein binding. Bases 1 to 1863 code for a protein of 620 amino acids. The transcript is spliced from 21 exons. Lineage: Eukaryota; Cryptophyceae; Pyrenomonadales; Geminigeraceae. The record is from RefSeq and is a predicted model, not a curated record.
AUGAUUGAGAUUGCUGACGCCACUGGCGCUACCAAUCAUGGCAUUGGUGUUGUCCUUGCAAACCAAGAGCUGGAGAAUGGCGUUCGAAUCACUGCUGUACAACCAGGGCAGGGAGCAUGGGCUACCAAUGCCUUCGCACCGGGGGACGUCAUUACCAAGAUCGGUGACCUCCUUUGUGCCGGCAUGAGCAUCACUUCGAUCGAGAAACUUCUCAGAGGCGUCGCGGGCACUGUGGUCAAGGGAGCACAAGAGCGUGACGAGCUGAAGAACAAGCUAAAUGCUGUCAUUGCUGAGAUGGAGCACAUUCAGAGCGACAACAAGAUGCAAAUGGAGAAGCUGAAGCAUGAGCUGGAGGCGAUGAAGCUUGUCAACAACAAGACGGAGGAGAAUCUGAAGAAUGAGGUUAACGCUCACAGCCAGACCAAGAAAACUCUGGACGAUACCCGCGCGUCGAUGAGCAAGGCCGAGGGAACCAUCAAGGCGCAGGAGGCCAUCAUUAAGUCAAACGUCAAGAUUCACGAAGAUCUGAAGGCAGACUUGAUGAAACUGAGAGACGCCAACGAUCUGCUGCAGCAGAAGCUCAUCACGCAAUCGAUCUUCGACCAGGAGAAGUCAAGGGAGCAAGCUGAGACGAGAGAGAAGAGAGCGCAAGAUGCUCUUCUUGCCGAAGUGGAGAAGACCAAGUCCUUGGAGAAGAGGAGACAGGAGCUGGAGAAGGAUGUGAAUGACCUUCGAAACAAGUUCAGCUCACAGGGAGACCUGAUCAAACCCGAGAUGGAUGCCCUGAAAACGAAGCUGCAAGAGAAGGAGAAAUCACAUGAGAAUGCCAAGAAGAACAUCGAAGAGCUGCAGAAGGAGCUUAAGGACUUGUCGUCGAAGCUCUCCUUGAACACGACCGAGUACAAGUCACUGAUGGACAAGAACUCGUCCCUCAACGAAGAGAUCAGAUCUCUCAAGGAUUCGCUCGAGAAGUGCAGGAGAGAGCUGAACGAGGUGAAGGAGGUGAAGAGCAAACUUUCGAGCGAGAGAGACAUGCUCAAAGCAAAAUUGACCUCCAACGAGAGCGAGCUAAAGACGACCAAGGACAAGUUUGCAGAGAAUUCCAAGAAAUUGCAAUCACAGAGCACGUCGCUCCAGGAAACUUCACAGACGUUGACCAAGACGCAAGCAGAUCUCAAGGCGGCCCAGUCGAGUUUACAAACCUGGCAGAAAAAGGCUGAGGAUGCGGAGAAGAAAGUCGUGAAGCUGCAGGCUGACAUGCAAUCGAAAACGCUGGAGGCCAACUCCCUUGAAGCUGAGAACAAGGAGCUUCGCAAGGUGAAGGAGAAGCAUGAGGCGCUCUCCAAGGAUGUGUCAAGCAUCCGCAGCGACUGCACGAAGGCCAAGCAACUGCAAGAGCUCACUCGAUGGUGGAAGGACGCGGACGUGAAAUGCACCAGAGCUCUGGCAACUCACGACAAGCUGAAAGAAGACUUGGAGAAAGUCAUUUCGGAGAGGAAUGAUCUCAUGAAGAAGUUCACAUCAGUCGAGCAAACCAUGACGAGCAAGAUCGCGGAGCUUCUUCGGGACCACAAGGAGAAGGUGAAGAGAGGGCUGACCAGCUCGCCAGUGGGGCUGACGGCCCUGAAGGUGUGGGAGCUGAACCAGGUCAACAUGUCCUUGGAGGCCGACCUGAAGCGCUACCUCGCGCUCCCCGACGAGUGCGGAGUUGGGAUGCGCAUCGAUGAGAUCAUGAAGUCCUACGUGCCGGGAGGCCCGUCAGUCCGUCAGAUUCGGGUGAUGGCGCUCACGCCCGGGCUCUCAGCGGACAUGUCAGGUAGCAGAAGCAGAGAGGGCGAAGGCGAGGAAGCAGUGGACGGGUGA